Triticum turgidum subsp. durum (durum wheat) is the source of this 291-nucleotide messenger RNA. The record is from the annotation of a GenBank genome assembly. Lineage: Eukaryota; Viridiplantae; Streptophyta; Magnoliopsida; Poales; Poaceae.
AUGCUUCAAGAUGUCAAUAGCCAGCUGAACAAUGUGACACAAUAUGUGGGUACAAUGGCAGCAUCAUUGUCAGCAUCAAUGGCACAAGAAGCAUCGCAAGAGGAUCCUCAACAGAAAUCAAAAGAGAAGGCUAUUAGUGAAUUGGCUAGGCUUAGCUUUACCGGGAGUGAGAUCGUUGAGGCUGCAACCGUAUUUGCUAAAGCUCCAAAUCAGAUGAACAUGAUGCUUGCGCUUCCAGAAAAUCUGAGGAGGGAGUAUGUCCUAAAAAUGCUCUCCGUGAAGCACCUGUGA